UGUAUUUUCACUAAUCAGUAGGUUGUAGUGCACCGUUUAGUGUACAUAUGAGUGAAUUUGAUUUUUUAAAAUAGACCUUAAAGGGAAAUUAAGAAAAGGUACAUUCCUUUUUCAAUAAUUUCAUCCCUUUAUAACAAACAUGAGAAAACGAACACCGACGAAUGAUGAUGAUGAAGAGGAACAAGAACCUCUUUGUGAUAAUACUCGAACUGAACAAGAGAUCAAACCAUGGGAUGUUUUCAAGGAUCCUCCUCCCAAAAAUCUGUCCAGUUCAAUGGAAGAAAACAGAACGAUAGAAAAUUCCAUUGUUGCUCUAAAAAUUGCAACAUGUAUUGUAACGUUUGCUUGUGUACUGGGUGGAGCUGUGAUAUCUAAAGGAACUCUACUUUUUAUGACAUCCCAGAUCAAACCUAAUCAAUCUCGCAUAUACUGCAAUAAAGAUCUAGACGUCUCUGGACAAUUCAUGGCUACAAUUUCGGAUACAGAACGGGUGGCUUGGAUAUGGCUGAUAAUGUGCGUGUUUUUCGUACCGGAAGUUGAAACUUUUUUACGCUCCUUACGCGUCUGCAUCUUUAAAAGCUGGCGUAUGCCCACAAAAAAGGAUGUGUCAAUUAUUUUCAUAUCGGAAACCCUGCCAACCAUCGGGACGGCGAUUUUUUUGUUUUGUAUUUUGCCAGAAAUUGAUGUCGUAAAGGGGGCAAUGUUAACUAACGUCGUUUGUGUGAUUCCUGGCAUUGUAGGAUUUCUAAGUUCCCAGUCAAGAAAGAACAAAAUGAAAAUUUUAUUCAUCCUGGACAUCGCAAGCGUGUUAGCACAAGUGUCAGCAUUAGUCAUUUGGCCAUUGAUUUCGGACAACAAAACCCUAUGGUUAAUUCCGGUUUCCCUGGUUUUAAUAUCAUGUGGAUGGUGGGAAAAUUUCGUGUCAGAAGACUCCCCUGUGCCUUUCAUAAAAACAUAUGCACAAAACACAAAAGAAUUCAAAAACGACAAAUAUUUUGCCUACAUUUUCGUGUCCGCCUGGAAAUGCCUGUUAUUCUUCUGUACUGUAAUCAUUAUAAUUUAUAUUCAAGAAAGAAGGAUCGCUUUUCUUUUCACGGAGUUCACCACAGCCUUUUCAGACCACUAUAUCAAUAUAAACCAGAUUCGACCGAUUAUUGGAGACACAUCAGAUUUAAGUUUGGCGGAAAUCAUUGCAACGGGAGGAAGAGCUCGUGUAAGUGCAGAUUACAUGGCUCCAGUUUGGGUUUUCGUUAUCAACGUACUUGGAUCAUACGUAUGUUACAUCUUCGGAAAAUUCGCAUGCAAAAUAAUGGUACAAACAUACUGUUACGCCUUUCCGAUCAAUCUAACCGUGCCAACGCUCAUUACAGCACUGGUUGCAUUCUGUGGAGUUUAUAGUAUCGAUGAAUGUGCUUUUAAAAAUGCAAUUCCCCAAUAUUUGGCUUUCAAUGGCCCCCCGCUGUAUUUUGUGCGAAACUUUAUCGAAAACGAAUUUGCAUGGUUGUGGUUAAUUUGGUUGCUUUCGCAAACGUGGAUUUCUUUUCAUAUUUGGAAUCCUCGAGUCGAGAGGCUCGCAAGAACCGAAAAAUUAUUCGCAAAACCCAUGUACGACGGCGUAUUCGUCGAUCAAUCUCUAGCUCUAAACAGAAAAAGAAACUACAAAUCCAUAAUUGAAGAGGAAAAGGACUGGUCUGACAGUUAUAGCGAAAAUUCCGCUAGUACGGAAGAUUAUUCGGAAGCGUCUUCAUCUCCGCCCAUUCAGGAGGACGAAACUACAAGAAUUUACGCAUGUGCAACCAUGUGGCACGAAACUACCGAAGAAAUGAUGGAAUUUUUGAAAUCAAUCUUCAGACUUGACGAAGACCAAUGUGCCAAGAGACUCGCCAAAAACUAUUUGGAAUUUGACAUACCCGAUUAUUUCGAAAUAGAAACUCACAUAUUUUUCGAUGACGCUUUUGUAAGAGUAUCAGUGGAUGACAAUGAUCCCAGUGUAAACGAAUGGGUAGAUAAACUUGUGAAAGCAGUAGAUAAGGCUGCCUCUGAAGUACACGAAAUCCAUAUGCGAAUACGAGCGCCCAAGAAGUACGUUACACCUUAUGGAGGAAGAUUGGAAUGGACUCUUCCUGGAAAAACGAAGAUGAUUGCUCACCUCAAAGAUCGAGCUAAAAUCCGACCCAAGAAACGAUGGUCACAAGUGAUGUACAUGUAUUAUUUGUUAGGGCACAGGUUAAUGGAAAGAAAAGACCUUUCGCCGAAACGGAAAGACAUCAUCGCAGAAAACACUUACAUAUUGGCUUUGGAUGGAGACAUCGAUUUUCAACCUCACGCAGUACAUUUAUUGGUGGAUUUGAUGAAGAAAAAUAAAACAUUAGGUGCUGCUUGUGGAAGAAUUCAUCCGAUUGGUUCAGGAGUGAUGGUAUGGUAUCAAAAGUUCGAAUAUGCCGUAGGUCAUUGGCUCCAAAAAGCUGCCGAACACAUGUUCGGUUGUGUGCUUUGUAGUCCUGGAUGUUUCUCCCUUUUCAGAGCCAAAGCUCUGAUGGACGACAGUGUUAUGAGAAAAUAUACCAUGAGAUCCCAGGAGGCCAAACAUUUUGUACAAUACGAUCAAGGUGAAGACCGUUGGUUGUGUACUUUGCUUCUUCAGAGAGGAUACAGGGUUGAAUAUUCUGCUGCUUCCGACGCUUAUACCCACGCACCGGAAGGUUUCAACGAAUUUUUCAACCAGCGUAGACGGUGGAUGCCUUCAACUUGUGCCAAUAUUAUGGAUUUGAUCCAAGACUCCAAAAAAACCAUUGCAGUAAACGACAACAUAUCCCGAGGUUAUAUAUUUUAUCAUAUUGUUCUGAUGGUUGGAACUGUCCUGGGUCCUGGGACCUUAAUGUUGAUGGUAAUUGGAGCACUCGUGACCGUGUUUUCUUUUGACCAAUACACAAGCCUCAAAUGGAACGUAACGCCCCUGAUUAUUUUCAUGAUAUCUUGCUACUAUUGCAAAGCUAAUAUUCAGUUAAUAAUGGCCGCCAUUAUAAGUGGUGUUUACGCGUUGGUAAUGAUGGCCGUCCUUGUUGGUGUCACACUUCAAAUAUUCGAAGAUGGCUGGUUGGCCCCCAGCAACCUCUUCCUAAUGCUUGUGGCAGGAGAAUUCAUAAUAGCGGCUAUACUCCAUCCCAAGGAAUUUGGAUGUCUUCCACACGGCCUCAUUUAUUUCAUCACUAUCCCCUGCAUGUAUCUUAUCCUGGUCAUUUAUUCCGUUUUCAAUUUAAACAACAUUUCUUGGGGUACCAGAGAAGUCACCGUUGUGCCCAAAGCGGCAGCGGAUGCGGAAGAGGAAAAAGACCAGAAAAAAGACGAGAAGAAAGAGCCCACAAAUCUCAAAGCAAUGCAAAACAGAAUAUUCGCUUUGUUCGGCAAAGGUGAUGAUAACGCAGGCUCUUUCGAAUUUUCCUGCGGCGGUUUGUUCAAAAUACUCUUAUGCGCUUAUCGGAAGGAGUCCCCGGAACAAGUAGAACUGGCGCUUCUGAACAAUAACAUCAAAAAAAUGGAAAGCAAGCUCGAAGGAAUCGAGAAAUUAAUACUCCUCGAACCGGAUGAGAGACAACCAACACAACAGAAUCGAUCAUCUUCAAUUACAUCCAGGAGACGAACUACAAUUAUGGAAGGACUCAAAGGGGAGUUAUCAAAGGUGAUAGAAAAUGCGGAAGACCAAUAUUCACUGAUAAGCGAAAGUCAAAUAUCAGAGAAAACAAUAAGCGAACCAAACAGUUGGAUGUACGAGGAAAAUCUAGGAAGGGGAGAAUUCGGUUGUAUUUCGACAAAAGAAAAGAAUUUCUGGGAAGGUCUGAUUGACAAGUAUCUACACCCUAUCGAAGACGACAAGGAAAAAGUGGCCAAGGACCUGAAAGACUUACGCGACAAAACCGUUAUGAUGUUCCUCAUGGUAAACGCGCUUUUUGUUGUUGCGAUUUUCCUACUCACGCUCAACAAGGACUUAAUACAUAUCGACUGGCCCUUUGGAAUAAAAUACAGCUUUCGAUACGUCGAUGUUACCGGUGACAUUCAACUGACCAGAACGUUUUUACAAUUGGAACCCAUUGGUCUUGUGUUCGUCGUUUUCUUCGGUUGUUUAAUGGGUCUUCAGUUUGUUGGAAUGCUUUUGCAUAGAUUUAGCACAUUUUGUCAGAUUUUGUCUAGUACACCAGUUCCGAUUUGCAGUUUCAGAGGAUCGAAAGCUGAACUCACCGAUGAAGAAUUAUUAGAAAAGGAUCCCGUGAGGAUGGUAAAAAGACUUAUCAAAUUAAGAGGGGUCGAUGACGAUGACGACGAUAAAGAAGAUAGAGAUGUCGAAAAGAGAAAGACUAUAAUCGGAUUGGCGAAAGAUGGUGCUAAACCUGACGAAGCCACAACUACAGAUUUAACACGUGCUUUUAACAGAAGAUUAACCAAGUUUAGAAAUUACGAAGGUAACGAUGCAACCGGAAGAAAAUCGAUUGCUUUUGCUAUUGACAAACGCAGAUCGACUGUUGCCAAUCUAGGUAGGCCUUCAGUAUCUUCAAUUAAAGUAAGAGCAAGACAAAGUCACGUAAAUUUUGGUUAUGAACCAGAGGGAGAAACCAAUACAUAAACUUAGUACCUAUAAAUUGUAAAUUAUCUACAAAGAAAUAAAUUUCUAUACUUAUACAA
This is a messenger RNA of Agrilus planipennis (emerald ash borer), 4677 nucleotides long. RefSeq names its product chitin synthase chs-2-like. The record is from RefSeq and is a predicted model, not a curated record. Gene Ontology annotation, cellular component: cell septum; cell periphery. Gene Ontology annotation, molecular function: chitin synthase activity. Bases 140 to 4618 code for a protein of 1492 amino acids. The transcript is spliced from 19 exons. NCBI's taxonomy places the organism in Eukaryota, Metazoa, Arthropoda, Insecta, Coleoptera, Buprestidae.